ACACAGCAGAAUAAAAUGAAAUGUCAUAAAGAAAGCCAAGAAUAGAGUGGGAAGAGGCAAAUCAGAUUCGAAAAAAAAUCCAAUAGUAUACAUUUGUUGUGAGAAAAUAAAAGACACGACGAAACGCUGGAAAAAUAUAGUGUUUGUAUUACUUUUUUACAGUAGGUGUAAAGUAAAAAGAAGAAGAACAGUACACAGUAUAGAGUGGACGAAACGACAAAUAAUAAUUUAUAAUCUUGUGCUCUUAAUUUUUCGUUAGUAUCCUGGCAUAAAGUGAAAAAUCAAGUAGAAUCGUAGUUACACGAUUUCAAUAAAAAAAAAAUUAUUAAACAUCAUACAAAUUAAAAUCAAUUAAAAAAAAUUCAAAAAAGUUUAAUCAAAUAAAUAACAAUAAAAAAGGCUUAAAAAUUAAACAAAUAUUAUUUAAAUAACCGUAAACUGCGUGCCUAAUAAAAUAAAAUUAAAAAUAAAUAAAUAAAUAAAAAAACGAAAAAAAAGUAGAAUAAUAAAAAUAAAAACCAAUCAGGUGUAUAUAUGGAUUAAUUGUGUCCACUUUAAUAAUUGUUCUAUUUAUUGUUGUUUAUUGAAAGAAACAACAAAAAAAAUAUAAAAAAGGAAUUCACAUUUAACAAAAGAGGAAGAGGAUAAAAAGUGGAACAACAACGUUGCCAAAUUUCUUAAUUAUUUACAUACAAUUUGUACAAACUAGUACAAAUACAUAAAAUACAAUCCAUAUUUUUCUACAACUUUAAAAGGAAGUUUUAAAACAAAUCUACACAAAUGAUGGCCAAUGCUGGUGAUCCAAAAUGGCAAAAAGAUGCUGCCGAUCAGAAUUUCGAUUACAUGUUCAAAUUGCUGAUAAUCGGUAAUUCGAGUGUGGGUAAAACGAGUUUUCUGUUCCGCUAUGCCGAUGACAGUUUCACAUCUGCCUUUGUGUCAACGGUUGGCAUCGAUUUCAAAGUGAAAACAGUCUUUCGUCAUGACAAACGCGUGAAACUACAAAUAUGGGACACUGCUGGCCAAGAACGUUAUAGAACAAUAACAACAGCCUAUUAUCGCGGUGCCAUGGGUUUCAUUUUAAUGUAUGAUGUCACGAACGAAGACAGUUUCAAUUCUGUGCAAGAUUGGGUAACUCAAAUCAAAACGUAUUCAUGGGAUAACGCACAAGUUAUAUUGGUGGGCAAUAAAUGCGACAUGGAAGAUCAGCGUGUCAUUUCAUUUGAACGUGGUCGUCAAUUGGCCGAUCAAUUGGGUGUGGAGUUCUUUGAAACAUCGGCCAAAGAGAAUGUGAAUGUUAAGGCUGUUUUUGAACGUUUGGUUGAUAUUAUUUGCGAUAAAAUGUCCGAAAGCUUAGAUGCAGAUCCAACGUUAGUAGGUGGCGGCCAAAAGGGCCAAAGACUGACCGAUCAACCUCAAGGCACACCCAAUGCUAAUUGUAAUUGUUAAAUUAUCUAUCUACCAACAUUUGUUUACUUA
Messenger RNA from Calliphora vicina (urban bluebottle blowfly), 1476 nucleotides. RefSeq names its product RAS oncogene family member Rab3 (gene Rab3). The transcript has 6 exons. The record is from RefSeq and is a predicted model, not a curated record. Bases 781 to 1446 code for a protein of 221 amino acids. NCBI's taxonomy places the organism in Eukaryota, Metazoa, Arthropoda, Insecta, Diptera, Calliphoridae. Gene Ontology annotation, molecular function: GTPase activity; myosin V binding; GTP binding. Gene Ontology annotation, cellular component: synaptic vesicle; endosome; plasma membrane. Gene Ontology annotation, biological process: protein secretion; regulation of exocytosis; protein localization to plasma membrane.